Molecule: messenger RNA, 2388 nt
Organism: Trypanosoma conorhini
Lineage: Eukaryota; Euglenozoa; Kinetoplastea; Trypanosomatida; Trypanosomatidae
Product: putative serine/threonine protein phosphatase-like protein
Exons: 1
Coding region: 1-2388 (795 amino acids)
Cellular component (GO): nucleus; cytoplasm
Molecular function (GO): protein serine/threonine phosphatase activity
Source: RefSeq, a predicted model, not a curated record
AUGGAGCCAGCCCCCGCGCGGAGUGGUGGCGACGCGUCUGCGGCCGAGGCAAACGCUGGCGGGGCAACUGGCGGCAGCAGCAACGGCGGGAAAAGCGGCAGCGGCACCCUUCGUCAUAGUCAUGGCGGCGGUGGCAAACGUAGAGGCAGCGGGCUGCGCCGUGGCGGGGGUGGGGCAGUCCCGUCUGCAACGGCUAACCUGCCUGGCGUGCGGCAGCAGGAGCCAAAGGCAUCGUCUCCACAACGACCACGCCCGCCGCCUGUGACUGCGCUGGAGGGCGCAGAGGAAGAAUCUCGGCUGGUGGUAGCCGUCAGCGACGAGGUCAAACCCGCCAAGGACAACGUCACCGGGCCGGAGCAAGGCUCUCUUGCUGCUGAGGCGGCGGCGCAAGACAGCCAGAGUUUUGCCUGCGAGAGUGAGUACGUCGGUACUGCCGCAGGGACGGCCUCAGCGAAGACCCCCGCUGAGAUUGAGCUACGGCGCAGCGACGGUAGGAGGCAGCGACGACAGUGGUGGUGGUGGCGGCAGCAGCAGCGUCGGCGGCGGAUGCGGAGUCAUAGCCAGCGCGAGAGACAGGACGUGAGGCAGCGCUGCGAAGUGGGAAACCAGGUAAAAACCCCCGCUGGGCCGUACCGCAGUGCGCUCUACCUGAACCCUAGUGUCCGUUGCGUGGGGAGCGACGGGUUGACGUACCGGAAAAGCUUUAAGGACUUGCUUAGGUCGCGUGCCGCGGAGCCGGCAGAGGCCGAUACACCGUGCCUGGGACCCGUAGCUGCACCUUUGUGCGUGCAGCAAUGCUCAAAUGCAAUUGUGGUGGCAGCGCCAGAAAACGAGGAGGAGCCAGUGACGAGUGGGGAGGAGGGGUUGAUGGCGAAGUCGCCGAUGAUCACCUUUACACUGGAUGGUGUGGCGACGCCCAAGACCUUCGCGGUGAUGAAGUGGCAGGAGGCGGAUAUGGCGCUUGCGCCGCUUCCUGCGUCGUCCGCUGCGGCCGCGGAGACGGUGGAGCGCCGGAUGCAGGCAGUACCAGUACGACCACCACGUGCCAUACGCAUGAAGGAGCUGCCACACCAGCAACUCCUGCGCAGCUACGUGAAUGGGUCUUUCCUCUUCUACCAGACGGAGGAGUCCAAGCGGGAGUUCCUGGCGCUCUGUAGAGAGAUCUUGGCGCAGGCGCGGCCUCUUUUCGAGGCGGACCCGCUAUUCCCACGUUUGGUGGCACCCACCUUUGUCUUUGGUGACAUCCACGGCAAUUUUGAGGACUUGGCCUUUUUCUUCCGUCAUGUGCUGAUCUUUCACGACCUGCAGCUCACCCCCGCCAAUAUUCUUUGCCUCGGCGACUACGUGGACCGCGGGCCGUACUCGCUCGAGUGUCUCAUGCUGCUGCUCUCGCUGAAGAUCAGUCACCCGUCGAAGGUGGUGAUGCUGCGCGGCAACCACGAGGACCGGGUGGUGUGCGGCGACGUCUUGACGUAUGGCUCCACCUCCUUCCUGGCGCAGUGCGAGGCGUUGUACGGCCGUGAGGAGGGGCAGCAGCUGUUCAGGGAGACGACAGCCCUGUUUCGCCACUUUCCACUUGCGGCAGAUCUCCUCAUUCCCUCCGUGCCGAACAUUGGCGGCAACAGCAAUAGCAGUAAUAAUGUUAAUACUAAUACUUCCACCACUAAUAACAAAAACAACAACGCGGGUACUCCAGGUGAUGUGGCGAUGUUCCCCACGUCACGAUCACCGGCGCCGCUGGGUCGACGCAGAACGCAUGAAGAGCGCAUAUUGUGCACACACGGCGGUAUCCCGCGCUUUUUUUGCCCGCCCAAGGAGGAUGACAGCAUUGCGUUUCUGCGGCGUGAGGACUUCCCGCGCAUGCUGACCUUGUUCCCAAACAAUCCCUUAGUGCGGGAGGACCCUGAGGCCCAGCUGGAGCUGCUGGAGGCGGCGGGGCAGGCAGGCGUCUCGCAGGCCUCCUCCGCAGCGCCCGCCAUCAGCGAGGCGGCGCUGCGUAAGGCGUGGUACGUCGCGUUUGACCUUAUGUGGUCCGACCCGACAAGCACCGACCCCGGCGACAAGGACGACGAUGCCGACUCCACUGCGGGUGUCGCAUCCGGGGGCGGCCACGCAUGUCUCAACGAGUGGGGCUUUGGCGUGAACAGGCGUGGUAGUAAUGUGCUGACCUUCUCUGCCAAGGCGGUGGACACCUUCUUGCAGGCCCACCAGUAUAGCAUGCUGUUUCGCGCCCACCAAGAGAAGGCGCAUGGACUGCGCCUUAGUAAAAGCAGUAAGGUGCUGACCAUCUUUAGCAGCUCCAACUACCUUGGGCACGGCAACGGUGCGGGGUGCGUGCUGGUGAGCGCCGAUGGUGAAAUUCAGCUUGUGGAGAAGUUGAGUGAAUGA